CUCGGCAGCAAGACUUUGCGAAGAAGGCGUUGAUCGUGAAGAAGGUUCAGGAAGGGUGCAAAAAAAUACGGCAGUGUCCCCAUUGCAGUUGUUGGAACGGAGCGGUGAAGAAAUCUAAUGGCAUUCCUCUGGCUUUCAAACACGAGAGAUUCGGCAAUCCGAAAAUCCUGAAGGAAUUGCCCAUAGACAACUUCAUCCUAGCGGACUCGGUUCAUGACUUAUUAUGCUGGCCAUGAAGAUCAAGAUGAGUGAUUUAAAUAUAGUAGUUCUUACCCUUCGACCUCAACUUCCUCAACUUGAACAAAUAUCAGGCUAUUUAGAUGGGUUUAGAAGCACUAAAAUAUUCACAUUUUUAUCCAUAGUUGUAAUGGUCAUACAGAUGCUGAUCCUGAUGUUGCUCUAGAAUUAGAGAAAUUAGAAUCAGUAAAAGUGGUACGAUCAAUAUGCUCUUUGGUAUUAGCAGGCCUAGUACCAUUGGUUUAUUUGGUACUAAUGGUAAUGCUAGAGUAGCAUCCCAAUGUUGGGACGAUCCCAACGGACGAGUAAGUUGUAAUUACUUACUUACUUACUACUGGUGGUGCUUCUAGAACUAGUCUACUUCUAGAACUAGUCUAGUGGACUAAAUCUUCUAAUACCCCUUUACUACUGGUUCUGUUUCGACAUGAUCUAGAUCUAGCACUUAAUACGACUCGUAGAUUCAUCUAGUUCGGCAUGAUCUACAUCUAGUCCUAGAAGUCCUAGGACCUUAGAUCUAGUCCUACUAGGACUGUCCUAGUCUUAGUAUCUUCUCUAAUCUCAGCAGCAAAUGCGGAAGGCGGCAACACGGUAUUGGCAGACCUGUUGGUGGCACGCAAAGUGGCUAAUAAGAACUUGAAGGCUGGCACGAGUGCAGGUCGUUCCAAAAUUGUAGUCAAGAACGUUGGCGAAGUUGCAGCAGGAUUAGUUUUAUGGAUGUUGUUCGGUGACUUCUACAUAUUCGAUUUUUGAAUAAUCGUCUAGAAACAGCAACAUUGAUUUUUGAAUAAAUCAAGGAUAUUAAGGAAAUCCACAACUGCGUACUACCACUAAGAGUGCACUUGUUGUGUGGUCGUGAAUGACAUUGGAUGAGACCGAAAUAAGCAAAUGUAUGUAUGAGUCGACUGACAUAAAUGAUAAAAAAGGUCGUAAAGAGCACGAAGACGACGCUCUACUCCAGCAGUUUCUCAUUGUCAUAUCUCUCUUCUCCCAACUCGCUGAUUUGCAACAUCAUAAAAUUCGUACACUCUAAUCCUUGGUGGCACAACAACUGAUGCUUCUGAAGGCGGAAGCUUUCAAGUGGGUGGCAGCUCUGCGUCGAAUGCGGGAGAGCAGAACGUUCUCGACCGCACUAACGAAGGAAACUUCAAUGUUAAGAUUUCGUCUUUGGAAGAAUUGGAGUAAUCCAUCGUAUUAAUGUGAAUCAUUAUUGUAUUGUGAACCUACUUUAUCUUCAUUCAAAAUCCAUCUCUCACUGUGAUCGUCCUACUCAGAUUAUCCGACAUCUCCUUACAUUCUCAUUCAAGUGCAAAACUCCAUGCAGAUGUACUCCAUUGUGCGAAAUUAUCAUAUUCAGAAUAUGGCGCGUAUCUCGACAGCAUUAUCGAUCCUAUUCUUCAAUCCAAUUUUUAUAUUCACGCUUCUGCCAGAGGUGGUCGAUAUAUGUGAAGGUGGGUCUUCCCACCUCCACUUGUAACCACAGAAGUUCUGCCCACCUCCACCACGUCCACCAAACCUGUCCUCCAACUCCUCUUCUAAUCCACUUCUCUCCGCGAAUACACAAGAAGAUUUGACGCCUUUGCUGUUGUUCAACCUCUGCCAGAACAUGUCUCCCAUGGACUGCUUUUUGCUGAAUAUCGAACGUCCCUGCAGUCUUUUCCUGACCUCCCAGCCGGUGCCGCCGGGUCCCAUAAGACCUACUGUCAAUGCAGGAAAUUGCACUUAUGUUGGCAGGGUUUCAAUUUUUUACUUUUAAACACACGCGCUUCUAAGGUAAACAAGAAGUGCAAGGGUCUUGGUUUCGACGAGGUAAUUAAUACCUCGUUUCACUUUCACUACGUGAUAAUGAUUAAAGUGAAACAAGUCUUUCUCGGCAGAUUCAGAAGGGUACUACAUUCACUGAGAGGUUGAUGUUUCUUGAAGGUGUUACUCGUGCGACGUAAUUGCUUACUUCUACUUCUACGUCGAUUUCAAUGUCUUUUUCUAAUGCCCCAACGACGACGAUUUGACACAUCAAAUCGGCAAGAUUUUUUACGGCGACAGCAUAAUCCGUGGAGACAUGAAGGAUGGGACUUCUCCGACUGUGCACAUCUACGAUCUGUGGCGUGACGUGCAAACCGAGUGCGCCAGAAGCGUCAACUCGACUGUCGCUGGCUUGCCACAGGAGACACGCUUUCGAAUGGGCGAAAACAAGAAGCAGAUCCGAUCCGUGGCUAGUCGCUUGAAAGGGAAGGAAGGACGAUUUCGCGGAAACUUGAUGGGUAAGCGAGUAGAUUACUCAGGGAGAACAGUCAUUUCGCCAGACCCAAAUGUGGAAGUGGAUGAAAUUGUGAUACCGGAACAUGUCGCGAAGAAGAUCACUUAUCCGGAAAGAGUAACGGAUCGGAAUAUUUCGGAAUUGCGUAAAACCAUUGUAAAUGGAGUCGAAAAACAUCCGGG
Amoebophrya sp. A25 is the source of this 2673-nucleotide messenger RNA. NCBI's taxonomy places the organism in Eukaryota, Dinophyceae, Syndiniales, Amoebophryaceae. The record is from the annotation of a GenBank genome assembly.